Heterostelium album PN500 is the source of this 579-nucleotide messenger RNA. RefSeq lists its product as uncharacterized. Lineage: Eukaryota; Evosea; Eumycetozoa; Acytosteliales; Acytosteliaceae. The record is from RefSeq and is a predicted model, not a curated record. The coding region runs from base 1 to 579 and encodes 192 amino acids. The transcript has 2 exons.
AUGGAUGAAAGAAAGAGAAUUACUUAUAAAGAGGAAAUGGAUGAAUAUCGAGCAUUGAGUGUAGAGUCUGCAAAACAAAUAUUAGAGAAUUGCAAUGUCAAUACAAAAGAGUAUAUGAAUGGCUACAAGAAUGUCUAUAAUUUCGUGUCGAUGGCAGGUGAGACACAAUAUCAUGAUCAACUCUAUAAUGAAAUAAAAUCAAACAUUGAAAACUAUUUGAUCGUUGCCAAAUCUGAACAACUUUGUUUAUCAUUUACAUCUUACAACAAUAACAAUAAUAAAAAUAGCAACAAUAACAAUGAAAAUGAACAAAAAGAUAAAGAAAAAAUAAUUCAUUCAUUAAUUACGUUGUGGUUAAACUUUAAGAAAUCUAUAAAACUACUAAAGAAUAUGUUGGAACCACUUGCAAGAUCAAACCAUUACUUUGAAGGAAAAAAGAAUGUUAUUACCUUUGGUUAUUUUCAAUUCAAACAUAUUAUCAUUGAAUCGAUAUCAUUACAAUCGAUAGGAAUAAAUAUUCAAAACCUUGAAAACAAUGAAAUGUAUUUAUCAAUGUUACAGGAAAUAGAUAGUCAAUAA